Fomitopsis serialis is the source of this 2018-nucleotide messenger RNA. RefSeq names its product cytochrome P450. Bases 306 to 1871 code for a protein of 521 amino acids. Gene Ontology annotation, molecular function: heme binding; monooxygenase activity; oxidoreductase activity, acting on paired donors, with incorporation or reduction of molecular oxygen. The transcript has 11 exons. The record is from RefSeq and is a predicted model, not a curated record. Lineage: Eukaryota; Fungi; Basidiomycota; Agaricomycetes; Polyporales; Fomitopsidaceae.
UGCCGAAGACGUACAACGCGACCCAAUCCCGGAGGUCUGGACGCCCGGGCUAGUAUAAAGCACCGUACGCCUUGCCGCUCGUCCUAUAACAUAUCCGGCCUUCUUUCUGCGGCAUCUCCCAUCCCCCAUAUCGAAAUACCCACACACUCGUUCACGCCCCAUACCCACCUGGCUUAAGUGCGUCCGGCCCUCCUCAUCGGCCGCCUGAGAUCUCAUUCGCCGACCUGACGUAUAUAUACUGCGGCCCCUCGUCUGCUCGUCUUCUUCCCCAGAUCACACUCCUUCGAUAACUUAACUAUCUAACCAUGGGCGUCAUCACCUUUGCUUUCGUGCUGGCAGCGAUCUAUUUCGUCUGGUCACACUUGAACAAGCCUCGGCGCGCACUUCCGCCUGGUCCCAGGCCUCUCCCACUCGUCGGGAACAUCACCAAUCUCACUGCGCAUGAACUCUGGUUGCGCGCAAAGGAGUGGGCACAUGAAUAUGGUGACAUCACCUACCUGCAUGUGUUCGGCCAAGGCCUCGUUUUCAUCAACAAAUAUGAAGUCGCCGUCGAGCUGCUGGAGAAGAGGGGCGCGAUCUACUCCGACAAGCCUGGGCUCGUCAUGGCCGGAGAUCUAUGCGGCUGCGAGAACAUGGUUGCGUUUACCCGUUAUGGCGACAAGUCGCGCCGCCAGCGCAAGCUGAUGAACAUGGCGCUCGGCGUCAACAGCGUGAAGCAAUACAACCCUCUACUCGAGAGCGAGGCGCACGACCUCCUCAGGCGACUCCUCCAGAACCCAGCCGACUACGUCGGCAACUUGAAGCGGUAUGCCGGUGGCCUGACGCUGUCGGCGGUGUAUGGCUACCAGGCGCGAUCGAACGACGACGAGUUCCUGCGCCUCGCAGACGAGUGCGUCGAUAUCCUGUCCAACGAGAUUGCGUCUGGUGGUGGCAUCUGGCCUGUUGACGUGUUCCCUGCGCUUCAAAACCUGCCUGACUGGGCGCCCGGCGCAGGCUUCAAGCGCAAGGCGGCCGUAUGGAAGGCUAAGAUGGAAGAGUUCGUCGAAAAGCCGUACGCGUAUGUCAAGGAGCGGAUGCGAGAUGGGAGCGCCCUUCCGUGCUUCUGCACGACAUUGCUUGAGGAGCUGCACGAGCGCUGCGGCGUAGAGAAGAAAGAGGCUGAGCAGAUUGACCCCCAGCGAGACUUUGACAUCCGGUGGACCGCGAACUCGAUGUACUCUGCCAGCAUCGACAGCACUAUGACCACUGUCUCCCAUUUCAUCCUCGCGAUGAUGCUCCAUCCCGAAGUCCUCGCGAAAGUGCAAGAGGAGAUGGACGCCGUCGUCGGCUCCGGACGUCUCCCAACCUUCAGCGACCGUGCAUCUCUGCCCUUCCUCGAAUGUGUCAUGAGCGAGACGCUCCGCUGGGGCGUCCCCGUGCCCCUGGCGCUUCCACACCGUCUGAUGGAGGACGACUUCUACAACGGCUACCACAUUCCCAAGGGCACCAUCGUGUUCGGAAACGUGUGGAACAUGGUUCGCAACCCUGAGGUAUACCCUGAGCCCGAGGCGUUCCACCCCGAACGCUUCUUGGAGCCUGCGGACGAGCUCACCGCGAAGCGUCGUGACCCGCGCAACUUCGUCUUUGGCUUCGGGCGGAGACGGUGCCCGGGCCUGCACCUCAUCGAGCAGUCCCUGUGGAUUGUAAUGGCGUGCAUGGUCGCGACGCUCGAUAUCUCGAAGGCGAUUGACGAUAACGGUAACGUCAUCGAACCCAAAAUCACCUUCGACAACUCCGUGUUCAGGACACCAGCGCCGUUCAAGGUCGACAUCCGCCCGAGGUCGGAGCAGUCGCUCAAGAUCAUCCGUCAGGUCACGGAAGGCUCGGCCUGAUUUCGUCAUUCUCGCCGUUUGUGUGGUCGCUGGCAGACUGAAAGUACGUACUGUAGUAAUAGUUAUUCACGGGUCACUUGCUUUGCACAUCCUACUCCUCGAACUGCAUUGGGUAUUUGCUGCAUCUUUUCAAUUCGAUUUCUCAUC